AUGGCGAGCAAGGCGGUCAUACCUUUUCUUGUCACGAUGAUGCUUGUGACAGGAGUGUGCAAUACCAUUCUCAAUAAGUACCAGGACAUGCAAUGUGUCAGAAACUGUGACUCGCCGGAUCCUAAAGACCAUCAUCUUUUUGAACAACCAGUUAUUCAGACUAUUCAGAUGUUUAUCGGGGAGAUGGGCUGUUGGCUUGUUGUCCUCAUGUCCCAUCUAUAUAAACGGCACCUCGCUCCUCGACUUUUCCAGGACCAGUCGCCUCUGCUAGCCGGCGGCUAUCGCCCAGUGAACGUCGUCGAUGGAGAUGACGAAGAUCAAACAAUUGAAGGACACAAUGAUAACAUUGACCCGUCGAAACCUUUACGACUGCCAGACGGCCGCAUACCACUUCGUGGCCUGAGGACAUUUCUCCUUGCAGCACCGGCAUGCUGUGAUAUUGCGGGCACUACUCUUAUGAACGUCGGUCUGCUGUUCGUGGCUGCAAGUAUAUACCAGAUGACUCGCGGAGCCUUGGUUCUAUUUGUCGGUCUUUUCAGCGUCCUGUUCCUUCACCGUAAACUAUACUUGUACCAAUGGCUAGCACUUUGCGUGGUGGUUCUUGGUGUUGCGUUGGUCGGUCUUGCGGGUGCGCUGUUUGGCGACAACCAGGGUCAUGAUAUUACUCAAGAAACUGUAGCAGCAGCUGUUCGAUCCGCAACAACCGAAGUCGGAGCAACCGCACAGACCCCGGAAGCUGUGAGAGCUGUUGUGGGUGUACUCCUUAUCGCCGCAGCUCAGAUAUUCACUGCUUCUCAAUUCGUCCUCGAGGAAUGGAUACUAGAGAACUAUGCCAUGGAGCCGCUCCAAGUCGUUGGCUGGGAAGGUAUCUUCGGAUUUUCUGUGACUGUCAUCGGGUCCAUUAUCCUGUACCUAGGCGUGGGACGUACGGAAGCAGGACGGUACGGAUAUUUUGACGCGAGGGAGGGUUGGCACCAGGUGUUCACCCACAAGGCUGUAGCCAUCUCGAGCGUCCUGAUCAUGAUCAGCAUUGGUGGCUUUAACUUCUUCGGCCUCUCGGUCACCAGAACCGUAUCCGCUACAUCCCGCAGCACGAUCGAUACCUGCCGUACCCUCUUCAUCUGGCUGGUAUCGCUAGGUCUAGGGUGGGAAACCUUUAAAUGGCUGCAGGUAGCUGGGUUCGCUCUGCUUGUUUAUGGAACAUUCUUGUUCAACGAUAUCGUCCGCCCACCGCUGAAGGCUUGCCUUCCUAGAGAAGGUAGAGGAAGGGUUCUUCUGCCUGAGGAUCCCAUUGAGCACAAUUAG
This is a messenger RNA of Aspergillus nidulans FGSC A4, 1305 nucleotides long. Its product is annotated as putative nucleotide-sugar transporter. The record is from RefSeq and is a predicted model, not a curated record. The coding region runs from base 1 to 1305 and encodes 434 amino acids. NCBI's taxonomy places the organism in Eukaryota, Fungi, Ascomycota, Eurotiomycetes, Eurotiales, Aspergillaceae. The transcript is spliced from 4 exons. Gene Ontology annotation, cellular component: Golgi membrane; endoplasmic reticulum membrane; membrane. Gene Ontology annotation, biological process: pyrimidine nucleotide-sugar transmembrane transport. Gene Ontology annotation, molecular function: pyrimidine nucleotide-sugar transmembrane transporter activity.